Messenger RNA from Chaetomium fimeti, 2463 nucleotides. RefSeq names its product N-acetylglucosamine-phosphate mutase-like protein. The record is from RefSeq and is a predicted model, not a curated record. Bases 343 to 1980 code for a protein of 545 amino acids. NCBI's taxonomy places the organism in Eukaryota, Fungi, Ascomycota, Sordariomycetes, Sordariales, Chaetomiaceae. The transcript is spliced from 2 exons. Gene Ontology annotation, molecular function: phosphoacetylglucosamine mutase activity; magnesium ion binding. Gene Ontology annotation, biological process: UDP-N-acetylglucosamine biosynthetic process; carbohydrate metabolic process.
GGGCCUCCACCGCUUUCAGUCCGACCUCUAAAACCACCACCCAUCUCGUGUUCCUGAGCCUCCCCCUUCCUCCUUCUUUUCUUCGAUUUACUGUUCCUGGGCUAAAAUCUGGGCUAUUCACAUCCAACAAUUGCGUCAUUUCAUUUCUGAUCCUCACCACGUCUUUAAAUCUCCCGUUCUUCCUCACCAAUACCCCGCAUCACCCAUUCCAAACAACUACUACCUGACCUACUAUUCGGAGCUCCGGUAGCACCCAACAUUUACUUACCCACCUUACCUUGCCUACCUCCAUACACUCCAAUCCCCGUCGGUACCUUGCAAAUAUAAACACCGCCACCCAAAAUGGAGAACCACGACAGGGCAAUCCUAGAGGCUUCGGCCAAGCACCCGAUCGUGCCCCUUGAGAAGGGCAGGUUCUACACUUAUGGCACCGCCGGGUUCCGCAUGAAGGCCGAUCUGCUCGAGGGUAUUUCGUUCCGUGUCGGUCUUCUCGCCUCUCUUCGGAGCCGCAAGCUUAACGGGCAGGCCAUCGGUGUUAUGAUCACUGCCAGCCACAACCCGGCCGUCGACAACGGCGUCAAGAUUGUCGAUCCCCUAGGCGACAUGCUCGAGCAGGAUUGGGAACGUUACGCUACCGCCCUGGUCAACGCCCCAAGCGACGAGCAGCUCGUUGAGGUCUACAACAGACUGGCUACGGACCUCAAGAUCGAUCUCAAGGCUUCCGCCAAGGUCGUCUACGGUCGCGACACGAGACCCUCGGGCCACAAGCUGGUGACGGCCCUCGCAGGCGGUCUCGAGUCUACUAAGGCCGAAUAUGUCGACUACAAGAUCCUCACCACGCCCCAGCUGCACUACCUCGUGCGGGCCACCAACAGCGAGGGCACACCGUUGUCAUAUGGCAAGGUCAGCGAGCUUGGAUACUACGAGAAGAUUGCCGAGGCCUUCGUGCGUGCCAUGAAGGGCAGGAGGAUCAAUGGGACUCUGCAGGUGGACUGUGCCAACGGUGUUGGCGGUCCCAAGCUGUCUGAGUUCCUCAAGCACAUCCCUAAGGACAAGGUCAACUUUGAUGUCAAGGUUGUCAACGACGAUGUCCUCCGGCCCGAACUGCUCAACCUCGACUGCGGUGCCGAUUUCGUAAAAACGAAGCAGAGGGCUCCUCCCACCCCCAAGCCCCAGCCUGGCGUCAGGUGCUGCUCCCUGGAUGGUGACGCUGACCGCUUGAUCUACUACUGGCUGGAUCCUGAGGGCGGGUUCGUCAUGCUGGAUGGCGACCGCAUCUCGUCGCUUGCCGCCUCCUUCAUCGGCGACCUCGUCGAGAGCGCCGGUCUCAAGGACGAACUGCGCAUCGGUGUCGUGCAGACAGCCUAUGCCAACGGCGCCAGCACGAAUUACAUCACCCAGCACCUGAAGUUGCCCGUCAUCUGCACGCCGACUGGCGUGAAGCACCUCCACCAUGUGGCUCAGGGAUUCGAUAUUGGAGUGUACUUUGAGGCCAACGGCCACGGCACGGUCCUCUUCUCCCCGGACGCCCUCAGCUCUUUCAAGAACAAGGAGCCACAAUCGCCCGCCCAAAAAGACGCACUUGACACCUUGGCCGCCCUGGGCGAUCUGAUCAACCAGACCGUCGGCGAUGCCAUCUCGGAUGCGCUCAUGGUCGAAGUUAUCCUCGCCCACAAGAACUGGACCCUCCGCGACUGGGCCAUGACAUAUGCCGACCUCCCCAACCGCCUUGUGCGCGUCGAGGUGGGCAACAAGGACCUGUUUCAGACGACCGACGCCGAACGGCGCCUGUCGCACCCGGAGGGCGCCCAGGACGAGAUCGACCAGGCCGUCAAGAAGUACAAGGACGCGCGCUCCUUCGCCCGCGCCAGCGGCACCGAGAACGCCUGCCGCGUCUACGCCGAAGCCGCCAGCCGCUCCGAGGCCAACGAGCUCGCCGAGCGCGUCGCCAGGAUCAUUGAGCGCUACGGGACCCUCUAGGUCCGGGACCGAGCCGUUUCAUCAUCGUCGCUGGAGCCGCGCCCCAUCACUACCACCACCACCCUCUCAGCGCUCCACAUCGAUUUACUAACCGCGAACAACGGGCACCCCAACACCGGCCGAAACUACAACUACAACUACAACCGCAACCGCAGCGUCUCGUUGUUCUCCCAGCUGCAACCGGCCCCGCACCACCAACACCCGCGGUUCGACCCGCUCGGCAGAUACACCACCACCACCACUACUACUACUACUAGCACGGAUACUUUUGUGUUUGAGAUGGAGGAGGACAUCCAGGAGAGGGAGCGCCUGCGCCUCGCCGGCGUCGUGCCCAAGUACAAUGCCCCCUGCAGCAGCUGCAGCAGCGGGGAGACGACGCCGGACGUGGGCUCCUCGCCGUCGGAUCCGUUUCUGGGGCCUUGGCAUUCGAGGAUGAAGGAGGCGGGGCUGGAGCCUAGGGAAGGAGAGGGGGAAAAGGUUGAG